AUGUCGUUUUUGAACUCUUUAAAAGGAUUUGGUAGAAGCAGCAAAAAGAACAAGGCACUAAAUAGCCAACAAGGACCGCCAACAACUAAUGGAUUCUAUGCUAGCUCACAGCAUUCGUCUUCGAAGGCGUCACUGAGACGGACUCAGUCACCCUCCAGACUAUCGAUGCUUUCUUCGAGUCAUCAGCCUUCUCAACAAUCAACUAACAGCGUUGGAAAUUCCGAUUCACAAGAAGUAAUGUUUCUAAGCGAACCCUUUGUAAGGACGGCAUUAGUCAAAGGGUCUUACAAAACGAUUGUACAGCUUCCAAAAUACGUCGAUCUUGGCGAAUGGAUUGCCCUUAACGUUUUCGAGUUUUAUACGAACUUGAAUCAGUUUUAUGGUGUAAUUGCAGAAUAUGUCACUGCAGAUGCAUAUCCCACCAUGAAUGCAGGACCGCGAACCGACUAUUUGUGGCUUGAUGCCAAUAAUCGUCAAAUAUCACUUCCAGCAGGACAAUAUAUCGAUCUUGCAUUAACGUGGAUUAAUAAUAAAGUAAACGAUCAACAACUUUUCCCAACAAAAUCAGGGCUUCCAUUUCCUCCAAACUUUUUACGAGAUAUUCAGAGGAUCAUGAUACAAAUGUUUAGAAUAUUUGCACAUAUUUACCAUCAUCACUUUGAUAAAAUCAUUCAUCUGUCUCUAGAGGCUCAUUGGAACUCAUUUUUUGCUCAUUUCAUUAGUUUCGCAAAGGAGUUUAAUCUGAUUGACAGAAGAGAGAUGGCUCCUUUAGAGCCGUUAAUCGUGAGUUUUGAGCAGCAAGGAAAGAUUAUAUAA
Messenger RNA from Kluyveromyces marxianus DMKU3-1042, 816 nucleotides. It is a transcript of the gene MOB2, whose product is annotated as Mob2p. NCBI's taxonomy places the organism in Eukaryota, Fungi, Ascomycota, Saccharomycetes, Saccharomycetales, Saccharomycetaceae. Gene Ontology annotation, cellular component: nucleus; cytoplasm. Gene Ontology annotation, biological process: signal transduction; positive regulation of protein phosphorylation; cell division. The transcript is spliced from 2 exons. Gene Ontology annotation, molecular function: protein kinase activator activity. Bases 1 to 816 code for a protein of 271 amino acids. The record is from RefSeq and is a predicted model, not a curated record.